Fraxinus pennsylvanica is the source of this 507-nucleotide messenger RNA. Lineage: Eukaryota; Viridiplantae; Streptophyta; Magnoliopsida; Lamiales; Oleaceae. The record is from the annotation of a GenBank genome assembly.
AUGAGCAAUUUCGAUUCACAAAGGCAAGAAUCACUGAAAAGGAGGUGGCAGGAGCAAGUAAUCAACCACUCAACCCCAUCAAAUUUCUACAACAAAGCUCCAUCGACAGAGCCCUUAAUGGGAAACCAUAAAAAUCUCCAAACUUCUUCGGGGUUUUUAGAUGAUAAUCUUGUUUCUUCGGUGGUGCCGCCAGUGACGGUGGUGCUGGAAGGCCGUUCAAUCUGCCAGCGUAUCAGUCUUCACAAACAUGGAAGCUACAAAAGCCUCGCAAAGGCUUUGAGACAAAUGUAUGUUGAUGAGGAUGCAUCGUCGUCGUCUGAUAAUGAUGUUGAUCUUGACCUUUCAAAUGCUAUUCCUGGUCAUCUCAUUGCAUAUGAAGACAUGGAAAAUGAUCUUCUUCUUGUUGGUGACCUAAACUGGAAGGAUUUUGUUAGAGUGGCAAAAAGAAUUCGAAUAUUACCGGCAAAGGUUAGAUCCAGAAAACAGAAAAAGGAGGAGAUGAGUUAA